AUGAGACCGCAACCUCUUUGGCGCUCUCUCGGACGAUUGCAGAGCGCAUACACUUAUUCUUGUCGCAGAGCCAUCCACACUGCCACUUCCACAUCUCAGAUUCCAGACUUUGCAUUCGCAUUUGACAUCGAUGGUGUACUCCUCCGGUCGUCCAAGCCCAUCCCCGGUGCCGCCGAGUCACUAGCAUAUCUCAAGGGCCAAGGAAUUCCGUUCAUCCUCUUGACAAACGGCGGUGGGAAACAUGAAACAGAGCGUGUAGCGGAGAUCAGUGAGAAGCUCAAGGUACCCUUGGACGCCUCGGUCAUCAUCCAAAGCCAUUCUCCUUUUGCAGAGCUUGUGAAAGGGCCUGAUGAGCACAGCUCCUUGGAGAACAAAUGUGUGCUAGUUGUCGGAGGCGAAGGUGAUGGCUGUCGCCGGGUUGCGGAGCAGUAUGGCUUCAAGAAUGUGCUGACCCCUGGCGAUAUUUUCAUGGCCAAUCCGUCCAUUUGGCCGUUCUCCAAAGUUUUCAAAGACUACUAUGAGAAAUUUGCGAGGCCGAUACCGAGCCCGCUGGACCCUCGAGAUCCAACCAAGGGAUUGAAGAUUGAUGCCAUCUUCGUGUUCAAUGACCCCCGCGACUGGGGGUUGGACGCCCAUGUGAUUAUCGACCUUCUACUGUCAUCGCAGGGUGUAUUGGGUACAAUAUCGGACAAGAAUGGGCGGACGGAUCUCCCAAACAAAGGAUUCUUACAAGAUGGCCAGCCACAUCUGUACUUUUCAAAUCCCGAUUUGUGGUGGGCAGCUGCUUAUCAUUUACCGCGUCUGGGCCAGGGAGGUUUUCGCGAGGCCUUGGAAGGCACCUGGGCUGCGAUCACCGGAGGGCCAAGCAAAGGCGUCGAGCUGAAGAAGACGAUCAUCGGGAAGCCGUACCAAGGAACGUAUGAGUUCGCGGAGCGACAACUGCUGCGCAAUCGCACAAGGAUCUUUGGAACUGACGUUACUAAACCAUUACGGAAUGUUUAUAUGGUUGGGGACAACCCAGAGUCCGAUAUUCGAGGCGCAAACAGCUACCGCAGCGGAAAUGGCAGCAACUGGCAUUCAAUUCUCGUGCGCACUGGUGUCUACAGAGGAGGAGAACCCGCUUGGACUMCAAAAGUUAUCGUUGAUGAUGUACAGAAGGCCGUCGAAUGGGGAAUAAAGACUUCUGGGUGGAAAGUCGCCAGAUGA
Molecule: messenger RNA, 1206 nt
Organism: Aspergillus pseudoviridinutans
Lineage: Eukaryota; Fungi; Ascomycota; Eurotiomycetes; Eurotiales; Aspergillaceae
Product: putative HAD superfamily hydrolase
Exons: 2
Coding region: 1-1206 (401 amino acids)
Biological process (GO): glycerophospholipid biosynthetic process
Cellular component (GO): mitochondrion
Source: RefSeq, a predicted model, not a curated record